Messenger RNA from Pogona vitticeps (central bearded dragon), 1978 nucleotides. Lineage: Eukaryota; Metazoa; Chordata; Lepidosauria; Squamata; Agamidae. The record is from RefSeq and is a predicted model, not a curated record.
UUUGAAGAGGUGGUGGUAGGUUUCACCCAGGAGGAAUGGGAGCUGCUGGAUUCUGACCAAAGGGCCCUCCACAGGGAAGUCAUGGAAGAGAACUGGAGGAUCGUGGCCUCUCCUUCCAUGCCUGAUAUUACCUGCACUGACGAUGAAAAAAAUCACAUUUCUGAGCCACAGCAAGACCACAAGUCAUCCGACCGCUUGGGAAAUGUUAAGAGAGAGCCGGGAUAUUCUGAUAACAAGAGGAAAGCAGAUGUGUGUGCCAAUUGUGGGGAUUUUUUUACACAAGAAUGCAAAUUUCUGAGACACCAGAAAACUUAUGGAGAAGAGGAAAAGACCUAUGGAUGCCCUCUGUGUGAGAAAUGUUCUGCCUUAGUGAUGGUGUCUAGGCCUUAUGAGAUUCCAUGCAUUGAAGAGGAACACCUUAGAAUUGAAGCCUCUGGAAAAUACCUUGAUUACGAUUUGCAGCUUGAGAGUCAGCAGGAAUCCCGCCCAGAAGGGAACACAUAUGAAUGUCCGGAUCAACUUUUUAUGUGGGAUUUAAAGCUUAUGACCCACGCAAGAUAUCACACAGGAGAGAAACCUUGCAUAUGCCAAGAGUGUGGAAAAUGUUUUUUACACAGGUCAGAUCUUGUGAAGCAUCAGCGAGUCCACACAGGAGAGAAACCAUACAAAUGUCAAGAGUGUGGGAAAUAUUUUUCCCAGAAUUCAGACCUUACAAGACAUCAGACUGUGCACACAGGAGAGAAACCAUUCAAAUGUCAGGAUUGUGGGAAAUGUUUUGCCAGGAAUUCAACACUUCUGAUACAUCAGACAAUACACACAGGAGAGAAACCGUUCAAAUGCCAGGAAUGUGGGAAAUCCUUUGUCAGGAAUUCGAUCCUUCUGAUCCACCAGAGAGUUCACACUGGAGAGAAACCAUGCAAAUGCCAGGAGUGUGGAAAGUGUUUUGCUCGCAAUUCAAAUCUUCUGAAGCAUCAGAAAGUUCACUCAGGAUUGAAACCAUACAUAUGCCAGGAGUGUGGCAAAUGUUUUGCUCAAAAGCCAGACCUUAGGAGGCAUCAGAGAGUUCACUCAGGAGAGAAACCAUACAAGUGCCAGGAGUGUGGAAAAUAUUUUGCCUGGAAUUCAACUCUUAUGAUUCACCAGAGAGUCCAUACUGGAGAGAAACCGUACAAGUGCCAGGAGUGUGGGAGAUGUUUUGCUUGGAAUUCAGACUUUGUGACUCAUCAGAGAAUCCACACAGGAGAGAAGCCAUACAAAUGUCAGGAGUGUGGGAAAUGUUUUACUCACAACUCAAACCUUUUGAAACACCUGAAACUCCAUUCAGGGGAGAAACCAUACAAAUGCCCUUCAGCUGUUUCAUCCAUGCUGCCUGGGGAGAUUGUGGAGGUUGUAGUCUAAACAAAAGCAGUCUGCCCCUAUUCAAGGUUUUGGAUCUGGAUGAGUGAGAACAGAGAAUGACACCUGUUCCAGGGAAAGGUGGCACAGAUACGCUUCUAAUUAUUCUGGUCCAGCCAUGUUAGUAUUUUGCAGAAAAAAUAAUGACAGCACCUUAAUUACUAACCUGUUUGUUUAUGACAUACACAUUCAUUCAUUCAUACAUACAUACAUACACCUUUUAUUGCUUUAUAGCCGAUCAGGCUGUAUGCAAGAGAAAUUAAAACCAUCCUAAAAAUUGUAUCUAAAAUCUAAUGUAAACAAGCAUAAAAAGCAUAAAAUAUAAUAGUAAUAACGAAACAAACAUUCUCAAAAAAUUGAUAAGAUGUGAAUUUACCUUGUAAAACUGGCAAUAAGUUCCAUCUUUCUGUGGCUGCUUUAAUGAAUUUAGCAGUCCUGUAGGAUAUACAGUAGUCUGUGCCAGCUAGCAGGAAUAAAGCUAUACAGUGGACCCUUGACUUAUGGAAUUAAUCCGUAUUGGAACGGUGCCUGAAGGUCGAAAAGUCUGAGGUCGAGGCUCCAUUGGCCUACAAUGCAUUGAAAA